This is a messenger RNA of Helicoverpa zea (corn earworm), 705 nucleotides long. Its product is annotated as probable E3 SUMO-protein ligase RNF212. The coding region runs from base 1 to 705 and encodes 234 amino acids. The record is from RefSeq and is a predicted model, not a curated record. Gene Ontology annotation, cellular component: synaptonemal complex. The transcript is spliced from 7 exons. Gene Ontology annotation, biological process: homologous chromosome pairing at meiosis; reciprocal meiotic recombination; protein sumoylation. Gene Ontology annotation, molecular function: SUMO transferase activity. Lineage: Eukaryota; Metazoa; Arthropoda; Insecta; Lepidoptera; Noctuidae.
AUGGACUGGAUUCAUUGUAAUAACUGCUACGCUCAAUUAGCCCCUGGAACGACCUUACAUUUAACAUCAUGUGGUCACAUGUUUUGUAACAAUUGCUUAGAGAAAGGCGGUACAGAAAGUACAUGUUUAAUAUGCCGAGCGCCGUGUUCCGUCAUGAAACUCGUUCCCGACAUGAAACAGGAGGUUCAAGAUUACUUCACCGAUCCUGAGGAAUUAAUUAAAAAGUCCUGUGAGGUGUUACAAUUUCAGAGGCAACACAGACGGCGGUUGUUAUCUUAUUUAUUGCAAUCUACAAAGAAAUUCUACACUGCACGAAAUGAGCUGAAACGCAUGACAGAGUUAUGUCAGAAGCAACACCACCAAUUGAAGGAGUAUCAGAGAACUAUUCGCAGUUUGGAAGCACAGCUCGCCAACCAAUCAAAGCAAAUAUCUCCGUUCAACAUCCCCAUAUCGCCUGGGACCAACAUAUCGCCGAGUUUCGUGCAGUCUACACCUACUUGUAAGAGAAAUGCUAAGAGCACACCGUUUUCCGUUCAGCAGUAUCAGUCGAACCUCGUUACACCGACACGGAUAAGUAAACAGAGGUCUGCAAAUAUUAGCGGUCAUAGCCAGCGUUCAAACACCUCCAACAAGAUUUCGUCCACAGUCUUCACUCCACCGACUCCAGAGUCAGCAGGGUACUCCAACUUUUUAAAGAGCCUCUAA